GUUUCCCCGAUGGAUUAACGACAUUGAAUCAUCCGAUCUGGAGUUCGGAAUCGAGUCGUCGAAAUCGCCUCUCCGAAUCUACGUUGCCGCCUUCUACUUCUGCGCCUACACGAUGACCUCCGUGGGCUACGGGGACAUCGGCCCAAAAAACAUCCUGGAGCGCUUGGUCUGCUGCGGGAUCAUCCUGAGCGCUGGCCUCUGCUGGGCCUACAUCCUGGGUGAGGUCUGUGGCAUCGUGGCGGACAUGACCAGCGAGAGCCAAGAGUUCCGGAAGAGGAUGUAUCACCUGAACCGCAUGAUGAAGAUGCAGGAGCUACCACGCGAACUCAAAGCGCGAUUGAGAAGCUUCUUUCUACAAAACCGGCACCAAGUCCAGUUCCUGACGCAACAGACGCUUCUUCGGGACAUGAGCCCGCAGCUGCAAUCUGAGGUCUCGACAGUGCUGAACCUGACUUGGAUCCAGAAAGUGACCUUCUUCUCCCAGUUUCUGAACUUCCUGGAGCUGCAGGAGACGAGAGGUGUCCAUGUGGUUCCCUACAAGGCUUGCAUCGCCGACAUUGCUAAAGCAUUGAAGGCCUCGGCGUUUGCACAGCGAGAAUCUUUCGACAACGUCCAAGUCCUCUACAUCCUGUCCAAGGGCCUGGUGGCUCUCGAUAGCCGGGUUGGCUACAAUGGGGCAGUUUGGGGAGAAGAUUUCGUCCUCUCGGAUACCAGCCUUAUUCGCCCAGUCGCGGGCUAUGCCCUUACCUACAUCGAGGUGUUGUACCUGACCAGGGAUGCCCUCAUGGAGGUGAUCGAAAGGCGGAAGGCUAGCUGUCCCCAGCUCGGCCGCAUCGUUCGACAGUACUGUGUCAGGGUCGCUGUCUUCCGCGGAAUCCUUGCAGAGGCCAAGCGAAGAUCGAAGGGUUCAGCUGGCCAAUCAGUGACGCCUCAGAUGGGUCGCAGUGGCUCUCCCCAGAAGCAGUCACAAGCGUUGAAGGACCAGUCUCGACCAUGUACUGCCUGCACGCGAUGUCCCGAAACCCCUGGUUUCGGUUGUAGGCCCGUCCCUAUGCACCAACAGGAUGUAGUUAUGCCUGACCCACCUCCAGCCCCACGGCCGCCACAGCCGAAGUUUCCUAUGUGGGAGGAGGUUUGA
Messenger RNA from Symbiodinium necroappetens, 1138 nucleotides. The record is from the annotation of a GenBank genome assembly. NCBI's taxonomy places the organism in Eukaryota, Dinophyceae, Suessiales, Symbiodiniaceae.